UAAGGACUCUCCUCCUCAGGUCAAAGGUUGUGGAAUAUAGUUGUAGUAAGACGACGAAAAACUUUUUAAAACCACUUUUUUUCUCUUUUUUUUUUGUAAAGCCCAAAAGAAACAGUUUUUAAUAGGAUAUUAUUAUGAAGGCCUUUGGUAUAUUAAUAACCUGGUUCUUGGUCAUUAGCAGUGUAUUUGCUUAUACUUCUAUACCCACUACAGAUACAUUUGAUAUUCCAGAAGAGUAUGAUGAUAAUCCGUACUCAAUGUUGGAUGAAAUCAUGCAGCAAAUACUGUGGAUGACGGAUUCUAGUUUUGAAAAGAGAGAUCAAACUAGUACUAUUGCUGAUUUACUUCAAUCGGUUAACCAGUCAGGAAUUAUUAUUGAUUUAUUACAUGAAAUAGCUGGUUCGCAAGCCCUGAUCGACAAUAUAGCGAAUGCCACCAUUGAUAUUUUGAGAAAUGGGAUUCAUUUGAAUUCAACUCUUAAAAUUGAUAUUAAUUCAACCGAAUUAAUGAGAAGAGUUAUCAAAAGUGGAGUGAUAAAUUCAACCUUGGAUGUUCUUUUCUUUAAUGUUCCAUAUCGUAAUUUCCUUUCUGACUGUCUUGGAGAUAUGUUAGCUAGAAACCCCUGGGUUGCUAAAUUAUUAGUUGAAUUAGGUAAUGGUAAAGACUUGACGGUUCCAUUUUUAGCUAAUUUAAUUGAAAAUACAACUAGUAAGGCUUCUAAUUGGGAUCAAGUUAGAAAUCAGGGUAAAACAGUUAAAAUCAAUACAAGAGAUGAUAACGAAGGCACUGCUAAAGAAUUUUUCCAAAAUAUAGUGAGUCAUGUUCUUAACUCAAGGCUAGCUGAAACUUCAAUCGAUACUAUUUUAGAAGCGGUAAAUCAAUCGCAAAUUGUUCCCUAUCUUGUUUUGCAAGUGAUCAAUGAUACAGAAAUUAAAGGUAUGGCUCUGGAACUUGUUUCCAAAGUUUAUAAUAGUGGAGUAUUAAAUGAUAUCGAUACUAAUAAGUACUAUUCGGAUGCGAAGAAGGAAAAUGUCUUAAGUACCGGGGUUCAAGUAGCUUUAACGGAUCCGGUUUAUGCUCCUCCUUUAGCAAGAAUCUUGCAAAGAAUGGAAUUAAGAGGUAUUUUCCAACAAGUGCAAUGGAAUCUUUAUGGAGGCCCCGAUAAAAGUUGAUGAUUCAUUUAUUACAUUUAUUUCAAUUCUUCUAUAUUAUUUUAAUGAAUACCCAA
Messenger RNA from Hyphopichia burtonii NRRL Y-1933, 1228 nucleotides. RefSeq lists its product as uncharacterized. The transcript has a single exon. The record is from RefSeq and is a predicted model, not a curated record. Lineage: Eukaryota; Fungi; Ascomycota; Pichiomycetes; Serinales; Debaryomycetaceae. Bases 135 to 1172 code for a protein of 345 amino acids.